This is a messenger RNA of Puccinia graminis f. sp. tritici CRL 75-36-700-3, 885 nucleotides long. RefSeq lists its product as uncharacterized. The transcript is spliced from 2 exons. Gene Ontology annotation, molecular function: protein-folding chaperone binding. Lineage: Eukaryota; Fungi; Basidiomycota; Pucciniomycetes; Pucciniales; Pucciniaceae. Gene Ontology annotation, biological process: translational initiation. Bases 1 to 885 code for a protein of 294 amino acids. The record is from RefSeq and is a predicted model, not a curated record. Gene Ontology annotation, cellular component: cytosol.
AUGCCUGGAGCAGGAGGAGGUGGAGGCGGCAAGAAGGAUAUGGACAUCAACGAGCUAUUUGACUCAGUUCUGGGCAGAAAAUCCGCGUUAUUUCCGGACCAUGGGGGUCGCCAGUCGGGCGGAAAUCCCAGAGGAUCCUCGAAACACGGUCCGACUCCGAGAGACGAGCACAUGAAUCCCUUCGAUAAUGGGACGGCGCCAUUAUUCGGAGACAUGAGGCGCGAAACAAACAGGUUCGGGGACACCCUGUUUGGCAACGGAGUAGGCGCUCCACAGGAUACCUUCAUGACGCUGGAGUUGAGCCUCAAGGAUCUUUACCUGGGUGUUGUCAAAGGCUUCAAAUUUACACGAAGACUUUGGGAUGGCAAGGUGGAAAAAAUCGUCCGCAAAGUGGAUAUCAAACCGGGUUGGAAAGAUGGGACGAAGAUCCGUUUUGAAGGGUUAGGCGAUGAAGACGAGGAUGGAAGGGCAGGAGCAUUGGUAUUUGUGGUAGCCCAAAAGCCGGAUCCGAAGUUCAAACGAGAGGGGGAUGAUUUGAUAUACACCCACACGAUCACACUGGCGGAAGCGCUAGCGGGUCCGGAACCGGAGCACGAUCUGAACCGGGGACUGAAGCAUCUGGACGGCCGAAACGUGGUCUUCAAGUUACCGCACAUCGGCGCCACCGGCGGGAGACCCGUCUGGCCCGGCUUCGAAAUCCGAAUCCCUGGCCAAGGCAUGCCUAUCACCAGAAAAUCCGCCGGACGACUCAGAGGAGAUCUCAGGGUCCAGAUUCACAUCACCUUUCCCGCCUGGUUAAGUGCUGCUCAAAUCCAAGCCGCCAGACAGCUCAAGGAAUGUAGGUCCUUAUGCUGCUCAUUCACUUUACCAUCAUGCAACUACUGA